Messenger RNA from Anoplopoma fimbria (sablefish), 2386 nucleotides. RefSeq lists its product as uncharacterized. The record is from RefSeq and is a predicted model, not a curated record. Gene Ontology annotation, cellular component: Golgi apparatus; ciliary membrane. Gene Ontology annotation, biological process: negative regulation of smoothened signaling pathway. Bases 717 to 1220 code for a protein of 167 amino acids. Lineage: Eukaryota; Metazoa; Chordata; Actinopteri; Perciformes; Anoplopomatidae. The transcript is spliced from 3 exons.
UGCGAGCUGCCUGAAUUGGAGAUCUAAUUGCGGAGAGAGGACGGGCACUGUCUUUGCUGGAAAAACACACUUCCUCCUCGUUCAAUAGGGCUUUUAAAUAGAUGAACUGACGAUAUUUAGCGGAAAUUUGAAACACCCAAAACAAAUGCGCUUUUAUUUUUAGCAUGGGCGGCGUUUCCCGUCUGUGUGCGUCCAGAGGGGAGAACAAGCUUCCAUAAGGGGGAGAGAGAGAGAGAGAGAGAGAGAGAGAGAGAGAGAGAGCUCCGGGCUCUAUGCAAGACUCAGGAAAUAAGUCGACCGCCUGCAUGAGUCCGUUUUCACUGCUGGAGAUUUAACCAGCUAUUAUUUCAAAGUCUCCACUCUCUUUCUGCUAAUGUCACCGGGAUGUGGCGGAGCAUCCGGAGCUAAGUGUUCCCCCGAGCCCGGGCGGUGACUCCCUCUCCUGGGCUGAAGAAGGGCCAGCAGGUCGGGUCAGGCUCGGCUGUUAGAGGACUAAAUGAAAGGGGGUCUUUUGAAGGAACACCCUGCCUAUCUCACCGCCUUGGAUCAAGCACAAUGUGCGGACAAAUCCUGGAUCAAGCCGACCCCUUCACCAUCACUCCAAGUUCCCUAACGAUGGCUGGCUUUAGGUUACUGACUUCUACAUGUGCCGCCUCCCUUUAGGAGAGAGAGAGAGAGAGGCAUAAAAACACUGACCUCCACCUGGGCUCACCGACAUGGAUAAACUCACCGUGAUAUCAGGAUGCCUCUUCCUCGCUGCAGACAUCUUCGCCAUCGCCAGCAUCGCUAACCCGGACUGGAUCAGCACUGGAGAGUCAGCUGGCUCUCUGACUGUGGGUCUGAUCCGGCAGUGCCAGACCAUCCACGGCCGAGACCGGACCUGCAUUCCCCCGCAGCUGCCCCCAGAGUGGAUCACCACGCUCUUCUUCAUCAUCCUGGGCAUCAUCUCCCUCACCGUCACCUGUGGUCUGCUGGUGAUGUCACGCUGGCGCCGCGAGGCCGCCCGAUACGCCCGGUGGAUCGCCUUCACUGGGAUGGUCCUGUUCUGCAUGGCUGCUCUCAUAUUCCCCACAGGCUUCUACAUCAACGAGGUUGGAGGACAGCCAUAUAAGCUACCCAACAACACGGCGGUGGGCUCCUCCUACGUACUCUUCGUUCUGUCCAUAUUCUUCACCAUUGUGGGACUGCUGUUUGCUGGCAAGGUUUGUCUGCCUGGCUGACUUCCUCCUCUUUUUGUAUCUUUGGAGAAACACCAAAGGAAGCAAGUUUUGUAAGAAUCGACUCUUCCAUGGCAGUUUUGGAAGUAUUGUUGAAGAAGAACCAGUGUGUGUUUUCCCUUUGGAUGAACUGUCAUGGGAGCCAAAAUCAUCGCGUUGCAUCUGUUGGUUCUGAGACUGAGCAGGAGCUAUGAAAUGGCCUCCACCAUAGUCCCUCCGGAAGGACGACUGUGAGGUGGUAACAGAAAGGAGAAUAGUAGGAAUAAAUAAAACAUGAAGGAAAUGGAUUCAAGCAUCCAGACUUUCAAAGGAGCGCUGUGGUAUUAUCCGUCAUCCUAAGAUCUGAUGACAGAUAACAAAUAACCCUUGUUCUUCUUAUCCCUUCAACCACGAUGCACAUAGACUGAUGUGUCAGGCCGAAUAGCGGCCAAAGCACCAAAUAUCGACCAGUUACCUCUACUAUGAGGGAGGCUCUUCCUGACUACAGCUACAUGGAACAAUAUGUAAUAAACUCAACGAAGCUCUACUUUCUAGGCACAUUUUAUUUAUUUGUUUAAUUGUUAUGUCUUUUAGUAAAGGCAAAUCUUAGUAAAAGGCCCAAUGUAUCCCAGUGUUUCCACGGCGUUAAUAUGUGUGGUCCAUCACUUUGCCUUAAAAGAUCUGUUAACCUUAGAAAAACUAUAAUACUGUUAAGUGGCUUUGGAUCAACUUAGAUGAAAUGAUUUAGAAUAGAAAUAUUAGACCUGGAAUGUAUAAUGGGCAAUCAUGUGUCUUUCCAAAAUUAUAAUUAUGGGAGUGGAUGUGUUGCUGGACGAUGAGCUGGUCUCUAGGAUGUUGUUGAGCUAAACCAUCCACAGUAUGGAUCAGUGGUGUCAGCAGGUCAAACCUGCUCACCACAAAGCGGUAACUGUCUGUUACACCUUUGUUACUUUAGGUGAUGAUGAAUGUAUCAUUCACAGUUUAGAACAUUUCCUGUUGUUUAAACACUGUAUCAAGAAAUGACUGAAUCUAUGACUAGUUUGUUUUAUAUAUUUGAGACACUGAUCCUGAAUUCAUUUCUGUAUAAAUGAACAGACAGCCGGUCUGUGGCAUUUUCUAGAAACACUGUGAUGUUCACGAAAGAGCAUGGAAAAUCUCAUCUCAUUAAAAAUGAACCAUUGGAACACCAA